GACUACUAUCCAGCAGCCCUGCACUGUGGUGGCACGACCGGGUUAACCCCACUCUGAUCUGACCGCCUGCUGGGCUUCAAAGUGGAUGGAAAUCUCUGAGGCGUGAAAAAAUGCGGUUGUGGAUUAUUUUACUGCUCAGUUUUGGGAGUGCCUGUGGGGAACUGCCGUUCAUAGCAGAGAACAAUGCAGCGAUGUUGGUCAACUGGAAUGCUGUUGAUGGGAACAAAAAGUUGUACGCCAUCUAUGAUACAAGCGUCAACGAACGGGGGAACAUGUCUUUUGUCAAAGAGACUGUGGACAAACUGCUGAAAGGAUAUGAUAUUCGUCUCCGGCCAGACUUCGGAGGUGCACCGGUGGCUGUGGGCAUGAGUAUAGACGUGGCCAGUAUAGACAUGGUGUCAGAGGUCAACAUGGACUACACACUUACCAUGUACUUCCAACAGUACUGGAGAGAUAAGAGACUGGCCUAUGCAGGGAUCCCUCUCAACCUGACACUGGACAACAGAGUAGCAGAUCAGCUCUGGGUCCCUGACACCUAUUUCCUCAAUGACAAGAAGUCCUUUGUGCAUGGUGUCACCGUAAAGAACCGUAUGAUUCGGCUCCACCCAGAUGGCACUGUCCUUUAUGGCCUCAGAAUCACGACCACAGCAGCCUGCAUGAUGGAUCUGAGGAGAUACCCGCUGGAUGAACAGAACUGCACCCUGGAAAUUGAGAGUUACGGUUACACAACAGAUGAUAUAGAGUUCUACUGGAAAGGAGGAGACACUGCAGUAACGGGGGUGACGCGCAUCGAGCUGCCUCAGUUCUCCAUAGUCGACUACAAACUGGUGUCGAGGAAUGUGGUCUUUUCCACAGGUGCCUACCCUCGACUGUCUCUGAGCUUCAAGCUGAAGCGAAACAUCGGAUACUUCAUCCUACAGACGUACAUGCCCUCCAUCCUCAUCACCAUCCUGUCUUGGGUGUCUUUCUGGAUAAAUUAUGAUGCCUCGGCUGCCAGAGUUGCAUUAGGGAUCACCACUGUCCUGACCAUGACAACCAUCAACACCCAUUUAAGAGAGACUCUGCCCAAGAUCCCAUAUGUCAAAGCCAUCGACAUGUACCUGAUGGGCUGCUUUGUGUUCGUCUUUCUGGCUCUGCUGGAAUAUGCCUUUGUCAACUACAUCUUCUUUGGGAGAGGUCCUCAGAUGCAGAAGAAGCUGGCAGAGAAGGCACAGAAGGCCACCAAUGAGCGCAACAAAUUAGACCGGCCCAAGUCUUCCAUUCUGGAAGGAGGCAAUUGCAAGUCUUCAUCUGUUAAACUGUCCAAUCAGGCACAAGGGCGUCAUACCUCACAACGGGUCGACUCCCAGGGGAACAUUUUGCUGACAACCUUGGAGAUCCACAACGAGAUGGGAGGGAAUGAGGUCACAACUACCGUGAGCGAGACUCACAACUCUUCCUCCAUGGUGUUUGACAACACGGGGGUCCAGUACAGGAAGCCGAGUGGGCCACGGGAGCCGGGCCGCCUUAGUCUAGACAGAAGUUCACAUCUAAAGAAGACCCGUCUGCGGAGACGAUCCUCGCAGCUCAAAAUCAAAAUCCCAGACCUCACCGAUGUGAACGCCAUCGACAGAUGGUCUCGGAUAAUAUUCCCCUUCACCUUCUCCCUCUUCAACCUAAUCUACUGGCUUUAUUAUGUCAAUUAAUGCACAGACGUUUUUUAAACCCAGCUCAGCCUCAUUCUAGUUUUUGAAUGAGAGAAAACAUUAUGGUGUGACCCUAAUGAACUUUCUUUUUUUACACAGCAAGGCAGACUUUGAUCAGAGAACUGUCACUCAGGCAGUGUGCGCAUACAACAUCACCACAAGGAUUCAUCUACAGAAUGUGUAUGUAUGUGAAUGACACUGCUCUGUCCUGACUCAUGUGGAGACCUGGGACAUUGUACAGUAUCUCAUGGGUUGAAGCACAGACUCUUAUUUGUUUUAGGUCAGUUAUGAAAACUGUACCCAUAAUUUCAGUUUAAAAUGUGGUCACUUUGUUACAACAUAUUGCGACUGACAAGACAACUGACGAUGAUUCAUUGUAUUAUUACAUUACAUGUUUGUUAUAAUGGUAUACACACACAGGCCAAAGUCUGAGUUUAUGAUCUGGACAUAAAUUGCUCCAAAACCAGUCUUGAGGGAAUGGUUGUAAAUUUUGGUAAUAUGCUUUUGUUUGCUAAGAAUAAGUGCAGCAAGAAAUAUCAUUCUUAUGAUUUUACAAUUGAUUUCAAGUUAUCCAGAGUAGGGUAGUGAUGUGUCGGUCGUGAAUGAUUCGUUCGUUUUGAACAAAUCCUUACAAGGACUCGGGAGAUUCGUUCAUUUUCUCGUGGCCGCGCAUCGGGACUGUUGCAUAGGCUGAUGCAGGUCACGUUUAAAAAGGAUCAAAAGACUUGUAUCCGGCGGAAUAACGAAUCACUGAUCCGAAGAAUCUGUUGGCAGAAGAAUGAAUCACUGAUCUUGAAGACAAGGUCGGGAGGUGAACGAUUUGUUUGAGUCUUUGGAUCAUUUGCACCCCCCCCCCCUCUUGAAAUGAACGAAUGACUCGAAAAAAUAUUCUUUCCUUUUACUGAACGAGAUUCAAAGAACCGAGUCGGUAAAAUGAUCCGAACUUCCUAUCACUAGAUUAGGGGCUAACCGAAAAGCACUUCCCCCCCAAAAUGAUUCCCCCCCCCCCCCAACUCUUCCUUUAAAUUGCCUUGCAGUUGAUACCACCAACUGUUGCAGUUUUUAAAGGUCCACACAGGAACUGCGUUAUAACCUAAAACCACAGGGGGCCUUGUGGAAAUCCAUACCAGCAUUUUAUAAAAGCCAUUAUUCUGUCAUUCACUGCCUCUUUUUAAAAUAAAAUGUUAACGUACUGUUGGAAAUGGGCUCAGUCUUGCUGGAGUUUGAUGAACAGAUUGACACCACUUUCAUGUUUGUCUGUUGAGUAUAAUGAUAGAUAUAAGCAUAGCUUAGCUUAGUUUAGUUUAAAAACUGGAAACGAUGGGAAACAGCGAGCCUGUAAUCCAAACAGAUUGGGUCUUUCUUUGGCUGGACAAAACUGGUAAUUUUAAUUUGUUUGUAUGUUUAGAUUAGACUGAGGAAUUGUUUUAUUACGUGUUAAUUAGUGAGCUCUAGUGCUUCUGGUAAGUGGAUUCCACCAUUGGAUAAUUUUGUUUCUAGCCUUUAUGCUAAGCUACGCUAAGAGGUGCUAAGCUUGCCUAACUGGUUUUCAUGCUAAGCUAGCACGUGAUGUGGUAUCAAUUUUCUCAUCUAACAUGCAGCGGGAAAGUGAAUGAAAAUAUUUCUGAAAAUAUCAAACUAUUUCUUCAACAAUUGCAAUUACCCAUUUAAAAUUACUUAUUUGAAAUGAAAAUUCAAAUACAAACUAACAGAUGAAAAAUUUCUAACAUGACAGCAGAAAAAGGUGCCCAUGCUUGUGUAGUAAACGUUUACAUUAUCUUAUCAGUUUACAAUAUUUAUUUUAAUUAUUGUUUGUCAUUGUGCUUUUAGGACUGCCAUCAUAUUUAUCAUCAUUAAUUAUUCAAUACACCAUGUCUCACAUGACGACCUUCUUCUUUCUGUCAGACUGCUUGUUGUAUUUGGGAAUGAGUGCAGAUCACUGUUACAGAUCUCAUGUCAGGUUUUCUCCUCACGCUCACAUUUCUUGACCCUCCCUGGAGUUUAAUGUACAUACUGUAACUGCACAUUUUCGUUCAGCUCAACAAUGUUUUGCGCAGUGAAUUCUGGACUUGCUGUUUUGUUUUGUCGGUCUUUACUCAACAUUAUCAUUUCCUAUUUCUGUUGUAAAUAUAAAACACAAUA
Molecule: messenger RNA, 3827 nt
Organism: Platichthys flesus (European flounder)
Lineage: Eukaryota; Metazoa; Chordata; Actinopteri; Pleuronectiformes; Pleuronectidae
Gene: gabrb3
Product: gamma-aminobutyric acid type A receptor subunit beta3
Exons: 11
Coding region: 111-1685 (524 amino acids)
Biological process (GO): nervous system process; monoatomic ion transmembrane transport; signal transduction
Cellular component (GO): membrane; GABA-A receptor complex; synapse
Molecular function (GO): GABA-A receptor activity; extracellular ligand-gated monoatomic ion channel activity; neurotransmitter receptor activity
Source: RefSeq, a predicted model, not a curated record